Messenger RNA from Vicia faba (fava bean), 450 nucleotides. The record is from the annotation of a GenBank genome assembly. Lineage: Eukaryota; Viridiplantae; Streptophyta; Magnoliopsida; Fabales; Fabaceae.
AUGGACAUUGUUCUUGAAGAUCUUCCAGAAGAAUACGACAUCGUAGUCACAGCCCACAAAGCUUUCCUUUGUCCCUACAACUCUGAAAAACUUGAUUAUAGAUCUCAAGAGUGUGUUUUCCUGUGCUAUUCCACAUCCCUCAGCCUGCUCCUUCCUCACAAACACAACUCUUCCAAAACACCACACCUUCACCAGGUUACUCUACACCUUCAGCCACCACUACUCAAGAUUCUGAAACCUAACAUUCUUGCCCCAACCACUAGCUCAAGCCCUAAUUACUGCCUUACACUAGCAGUAGCAACAUCCAACUCUGGCCCGUCCAAUCUUAAGCAAAACCCUACACCAGUGCAACUACCUCGUCGUAUCCAUAACGCUCAUCUCACGCAUACCAAAGCCAAAUAUGGCAUCAGACUAACCCAUGUGGUAUACUGUUUCCCAAGCACUUGGUGA